This is a messenger RNA of Fusarium sp. VM40, 582 nucleotides long. NCBI's taxonomy places the organism in Eukaryota, Fungi, Ascomycota, Sordariomycetes, Hypocreales, Nectriaceae. The record is from the annotation of a GenBank genome assembly.
AUGGCUUCUCCUUCGGACCGUCGACCCAUCGUUAUCUCAGGCCCCAGCGGUGUCGGAAAGGGUACGCUGAUCAACAUGCUCUUCAACCGACACCCCGAUACCUUCACUCUGUCUGUGUCGCAUACCACACGAAACCCCCGUAACGGCGAGCGCGACGGCGUGGAAUACCACUUUGUCACCAAGGAUGCUUUCCGGGAGCUGGUCGGCCAGGAUGGCUUCGUUGAGCACGCCCAGUUCGGAAGCAACCUAUAUGGAACAAGCAAGGCGACUAUCGAGGAGCAGACCGCUAAGGGCAAGGUAGUCGUCCUGGACAUCGAGAUGGAGGGUGUCAAGCAAGUCAAGGCCUCUACCAUCGACGCGCGCUACGUCUUUGUCUCGCCCCCUGAUACUGAGGAGCUCGAGAAACGACUCCGUGGCCGCGGCACUGAAACUGAGGAGAGCAUCCAGCAGCGCCUCACCCGUGCGCAGGACGAGCUUGCAUGGGCGCGAUCGGCCGAGUUCGAUAAGAUCCUUGUCAACGAUGAUCUGGAGAAGACAUACCAGGAAUUGGACGCUUUUGUUUACACUGAGAAGAGUAACUAG